CUACAAAACAGACUUUAAGAUCAGCCUACAUUACCCACAAGCCAGCGCGCCGCAUCCAGUUCCGGGUCGUUGACCGUCCGCCUGUCAGCAGGAGGAAGCUUGAUGCGGUGUGGAUGUGGAGGUAGUGUCCGUGGAGCGCUGUGAUGCCCCUGGAGGUCAGAUGGCCAUUCCCACAGUGCCCUCCUCUGGCAUGGAGGGUCUCCAGCUCACUCAUCAUGGGCAUGGUGGGCUCCUAUUCCUACUUCUGGACCAAGUACAUGAACUACUUGACGGUCCAUAACCGCGAGGUUCUGUGGGACCUGAUUGACCGGAGGCCCUCUGACACGCCCCUCAUCACGCUGUCCAAUCACCAGUCUUGUAUGGAUGACCCGCACAUCUGGGGUGUGCUCAAAUUCAGACAUCUGUGGAGCUUCAACAGGAUGCGGUGGACUCCGGCUGCAUCCGACAUCUGUUUCACCAAAGAGCUUCACUCCCGAUUCUUCAGCCGGGGGAAGUGUGUUCCCGUCUGCAGAGGUGACGGUGUUUAUCAGAAAGGGAUGGACUUUGUCCUGGAGAAGUUGAACAGAGGAGAAUGGGUGCACAUCUUCCCAGAAGGCAAAGUCAACAUGACUGAAGAAUUUAUACGGUUAAAAUGGGGUGUGGGUCGACUCAUAUCAGAGUGCUCCCUUAAUCCGAUUAUCCUCCCGCUCUGGCAUGUGGGUUUGACUGACGUUCUGCCAAAUAUGAAGCCCUACAUUCCUCGGACUGGCAAGAGAAUCACAGUCCUGGUGGGGAAACCGUUCAGUGUUAAAGACGUUGUUGAAUCCCUCCGAGCUGAAAACAAGAGCCAGUUGGAAAUGAGGAAGACUUUGACCGACUUUAUCCAGGGGGAGUUCCAGAGCUUGAAAGCUCAGGCCGAGGCCCUCCACGGGCAGGUACAGACCAGAUCCUGAGCCCCUCAGACUCCUCAUGACUGAUGAUCCUUUUCUCUAAGCUGAGGGUAACACCUUUACGACUGGAAGUCCACAAGACUGUUUGUUUUUUUACCUCUUAUCCGCUCAUUGUCUCUCCUUCCACAGCCAGAUGUCGAACACACAGUCACGACAACUUCACAACGUUUUGAGUGACGUUUGUUUUGUGUGGAUCAUUAUCGAGGGUCAUUUCCAUGAAUGCUGAUGCAACAGAAACUCACUAAUUGUUUUUAUUUAAUACAGUAAAAGCAUCGUUUAGUUGCUGUCUCCAAUCCACUGCCACCCAGAAAUAAAAUGGAUGCUGUGUGACCUCCAAGCUGACAGGUUCAGUAGAUGAAAGUAUCACAAGUGUUACUCCUCUGACUGUAUCUCAGUUAUUCUCCCACCAGCCUAUGCCUCAUGAUUUAUGUGCAGUGCCAAUGCAGGAAGUGCUUUAUGUAGCUGUGGAACAUGAACGUGGAUGGAGGUGUAGCACGCAGCAGACUAGAUUUAACGUUAUUUACCGUAACACGAACAUUUAAGUUAUAAUUCUUGAGAUUUCAGUUUCCUUUUGGUCAUCAGUGAAAACAGGAUGUGCGGUUUGAUAUCAGGAACACAACAGACGAGCAGCUGGUGUAUCUGUUUACAGCGCAGCCAAACAAUCUCAGGUUGUUUUAAUAAAGACAUUCAUUUAUUUAUUUUUGCCAUCGACAAGCGCCCCCUGAUUUCAUGCUGUACGCGGCACAAGUAAAGCAAACAACUGCAGGUGAAAGGUGUAGAUACCGUGUUGAGGUCUUCAUCGCUCCGUCUGCCUCCAAUACAUUUAACAAAGACUAUUUUGAUGAACGAUCUCCGUCCGCACUCACCGCGCUGGCAGAUGCAUUGUGUUUCCUUUGGCUGCUUCACAAUAAAAGCCACAGAUUGAAUGCUUUUAUUUAAAAAAAACUCCUGACCAGAAAUUGCAAAAAAAAAAUCAGGCAGGUAAUCUUUAAGAUUAUAACUUAAGCCAAGUGUUUUAUUU
Larimichthys crocea (large yellow croaker) is the source of this 1950-nucleotide messenger RNA. RefSeq names its product tafazzin, phospholipid-lysophospholipid transacylase (gene tafazzin). The transcript has 11 exons. Gene Ontology annotation, molecular function: 1-acylglycerophosphocholine O-acyltransferase activity. NCBI's taxonomy places the organism in Eukaryota, Metazoa, Chordata, Actinopteri, Sciaenidae. The coding region runs from base 144 to 932 and encodes 262 amino acids. Gene Ontology annotation, cellular component: mitochondrial membrane. The record is from RefSeq and is a predicted model, not a curated record. Gene Ontology annotation, biological process: inner mitochondrial membrane organization; cardiolipin acyl-chain remodeling.